Molecule: messenger RNA, 1950 nt
Organism: Coccinella septempunctata (seven-spotted ladybird)
Lineage: Eukaryota; Metazoa; Arthropoda; Insecta; Coleoptera; Coccinellidae
Gene: nes
Product: lysophospholipid acyltransferase 5
Exons: 7
Coding region: 424-1827 (467 amino acids)
Biological process (GO): lipid modification; phosphatidylcholine biosynthetic process
Cellular component (GO): membrane
Molecular function (GO): lysophospholipid acyltransferase activity; 1-acylglycerophosphocholine O-acyltransferase activity
Source: RefSeq, a predicted model, not a curated record
AAGGUGAAAAACCUUCGCACAGACCCAAAUUUAUUCAUGGAAGGGUAUCGCGUCUCCAAGUCCGGUCCUGUCGACUCUCGCUCAAAUUACCACUUCCUGCUGGUUUCUAUAGUUACGACGCCGCGCCGGUUCGGUUGCAUAUGUCGAGGUGCAUCUUCAGGCGAACAUUUCACACCAGAAAUAGCAUUGUAACAUCAUUAAAUCCGGUCACCUUUGGAUGGAAGUUAAUUUAGGUCGAUUUAAUUAUUGUCGAAGAUUCGUUUGUUUAUCGCAGUCAACCGCUGUCUACGGUCUGUCGUAAACGGGGAUGGGAGUUCAGUAAAUCGACGAUCCUAUAGGUAGAAACACCUCUGCCUUUGUCGGUGUCGCCUGUGAUGUAGCUUUGUGUGGUUUAUUCUUCAUUCGCGAUUUCUAUAUUCGAUCAUGAUGUUCGAUUAUUUGAACGAUUCGUUGAAACCGCUUAGUGUUAUUCUCGGUGCGGAUGUGGCCGCUCUCAGGUUGUUAUUAUCGAUACUGUCAGCGUACCCCUUAGCGAUAUUCUACAGAAAAUACAUAUAUGGAAGGGAAAAAAACGCCCACCACCUGUACUUCAUAUCUACAGGCCUUUUUCUGGCCUAUCUCAACUAUGGAACCGACACGUUACAUCUUAUGGCGUCCAUGGUCACCUCCUACGUCUUCCUGGCACUGCUUGGCGGCACUUACCUGGCGGUGGCAUGCGUUUUCGUGUUCAACAUGAUAUAUUUAUCGAUAGGGUACUACGUUAUGAGCACGGAUUCUUACGAUAUCAAUUGGACUAUGCCACACUGCGUCCUCACUCUCAAACUGAUAGGAGUCUGCAUCGAUUACUACGAUGGCCAUCAGGUGGAGGAGAAAUUGAACGCCGACAGUAAGAAGUUCAUGUUAAAAACACUGCCGAACUCUCUGGAAUUCCUUGGAUUCUGCUGUUUUCCCGCUAGUUUUAUGGUGGGACCCCAGUUUGGCAUGAAGAGGUACCAGAGUUUUGUCGCCGGAGAGUUCGGAGACAAGAGUAACCGUUCCAAAGCUCCAGAGAGUGAAUUUGCAGCCUUGCAGCGAUUUGCCCUGGGCGUGUUGUACCUUGUAUUCUUUCAACUGUUAGGACUGCUCAUAUCUGACGAUUACCUGAUCUCUGAAGGGUUCCAGGAGAAAUCCUUCUUGUGGAAGCAUCUUUUACUGGGAGUCUGGGGCCGGUUCACCCUGUACAGGUACAUUUGCUGUUGGCUGUUGGCCGAAGGAGGCUGUAUUUUAUUCGGUAUCACCUACAACGGUGUAGACGAGAGAGGUCACAAAAAAUGGGACGGUCUUCAGAACAUCAAGCUGUCUCUGAUCGAGAACACCAGGGAGUUCAACGAUUACAUAAAAUCGUUCAACAUCAACACCAACCACUGGAUCGCCCAUUACGUCUUCAAAAGGUUGAAAUUCUUGGGGAACAGGAACCUCAGCCAACUGGGCGCCUUGUUGUUCUUAGCCGUAUGGCACGGUUACCACAGCGGUUACUUCCUCACCUUCCUCUUGGAGUUCCUGGUGAUCUACCUGGAGAGAGAUGUUAAGUCCAUCGUGAAGUCCAACAAAAAGUUGACCCAGUUCUUCGACAAUGCCCUCGUCGACAUUGUGGUCAAGUUCCUCCUGAGGAUCUACACGUUCGUCUUCAUGGGCUUCUGUCUGGUCCCCUUCGCGCUCCUGACGUUCGAGAAGUACUGGAUCGUCAUGAAAUCGAUAAAUUACUCGGGGGUGAUAUUGUUCGGGUUGUAUCCUUUCGUUUUUGGACCCCUGCUCAGGGCUGCGCUGAGGGAAAGUAAGAUGGACUGAAGUGAUUGAGUGAGUUGUGCAAUUGGACUAGUUUAAAUAUUUCUUAAUUAUACGCAACCGUUUUGAUGACAUUACGAUCUAUGCUAUCCAUUGGUUAAAUACAUUCCGACCUUUACGAAUGGA